AUGUGUGAAUCACAAGACAUCUUGGCUGUAAAUAUCUCAACUACAGCUACUGGGCUCAGCAAGGACCUAAUGCUUAUAAAUGUGUAUGACUCUCCUCCCAACUCAUCUUACAAAAUAAAAAAGCUCGCCUUGGGCUCGGAUGUAGACACAAUGGGGCAUACUCUUGAAUUCAUUGCGUCACUUAAGACCAAAGCGAUACUUCUAGUUGGGGACUUCAACGCAAGAACAGGUAACCUUAACGCAGAUGAAGCGGUUCAACCCUGCAAUGACGAAUUCACAACAGGUCAAAUCGAGUCCUACCCUUCUUACCACAAACAACGAGCAAGCAGGGACCCUGUCAUCAAUGACCGGGGUAAAAAAUUUCUAGACUUAAUUCAGAGCUGUAAUAUGUCUAUCCUAAAUGGAUCCACUCUAGGUGACAUAUUUGGCGAGUCGACGUCACACCAAUACAAUGGAACUAGUAUUGUGGACUAUAUGGCAUUAUCAAAUGACACACGACAUGUAAUCAAACAUUUCAAAGCCCUUGAGCUCUCCGACCUAUCAGACCAUCGGCCGCUGCUGUGCUCUUUGAAAUCAACUCAGAAAAUAAUAGACUCAGAAUCAGCUCUCAACCUUUAUGAUGAUGUACAAGAAAAGGUGCAGUGGAAUGGUGAGCAAUCAGCAAAAGAAUACAAAGCAAGGCUCCUUAAGCUAAGUACGCUUAAAACUAUCUCUGACCUUGUUGACGAAGCAUGUCAUUCUGAAGAAGACGUCCACAGUCUUAACCUUAGAUUAACCAGACUCCUUGUGGACAUCAACAAAGAUGUAGAGAGUCCCCGAAAAAAUCAUAUCACCAAGAAACGCAAGCCAAGAAUUCAGGCCAAAAAUCGCUGGUUCGAUGCAAAAUGCAUUAUACUGAAACGAGAAGUCAACAAGCUUGCCAGAAAAUAUGGAAAACAGCCUAGAAACGAUGUUAUACGCAUUGAGUACUACGCUAAGAAAUCCCCGGCAAAUCUGCUUGACCACUUCGAUCCAACUAAACUGCCACGCUUUAAACACAAGUCACACGAGUCUAAAGGUCCGCCAGAUGUCGAGGUAGUUGAAACUUUUCACGCGACUGAGACACAUACCCAAGCAGAAAUUAUCCCCGAACCAGAAACCAAGGGAUCUGAACAAGUAACUCCUGCAGACAUUCCUGCAUCCCCCUGCGUUCAGGAAGACAACCUAGAACAAGCACCCACCACCUCGACGACUGCAGAUCUCAUGGGGGCUGCCCCACUCACGGAAACACCUCCUGAUGCGGGACCUUCAACCACGAAUCAUCCGAACGAGAUAGAGCUCUCAGACCAGCUGAUACAAGACAUGCUUGCUGAAUCUAUACCUCAACAACAGCAAGAACUAGAGAAAUUGGAAAGUAAUACUGACAAGAAACUAUAUCCUAUAUGGAUCCACAAAUCGGAUUACCGCCCAAUCUCUCAGAAUGAAAGCGACGCCUUGAAAUCUGACAUGAUGAAGAACUUUCUGACUCUUGCGAGAAAUGGCGACCUCACAAUUGAUUUUCGAUUCACCUCGAAAUUCUCGGACCUUAAGUCCGGUAAGAUGAAACUAACAUCAGAAGUGCCUGAGGCUGCAGAGGCCAUUAAGCGGGUCUUAUCUAACAUGCCUUUUUGGAAGGUCUUGACCACGGAGGACCUGAACACACAGGAAGGCAAAACUUUCUGGGUGUUUGUUCCCUCGGUGUGCCACGAAUUCGUUGAAGACAACUCACUGAACGAGUUGAUUCGUGCGCACACCGGGUGGUUCUUAGAACCAAACGAUGUCCGAACUGCGUUACCCCCGAAGAAAAUUAAGGAUACUAGGAAUCACCUUUGCUACAUAUUCUUAUCCUAUAAAGCCCAGUGCUAUUUCUUAUACUUUGGAUGGAACAUAUCCCUUCUGGGAUGCACCCUGAAGUUACAGGAAUACGGCGAACGAAGGGACACCACACCAACACUUACUACAGACAACUCUCCUCAAGAUCUUGUAAAUUCACUAUCAACAUCAUCCCUGCAAUAAUUACUCGCCCUCAAACUGGAAUGAAUGAAACUUAUUUAUGUGUGCAUCCCCCCAUCAAGUGAUGGAUAUAUUUCAUUGUUACUUGUUUUUACAUAAAAAUAUAAUAAACUGUUAUGUGAUAAUUGGACUUUUUACAAGUUCUCUUGUAAAAUUUUCGUUACAAUUCAAUCUUAACUUAUCGACUUUAUCGAUCAACAAGUUGUAUUAUUCUCUGUCUCCUCUUCACUCCUUACCUCAAUUCAGUUCAGUCUCCAUCAAUGCAUUUAUACAUAUUUAAACUAGCACAAUCUAUUUACAUCUCCCGUAUAACACUUA
Bolinopsis microptera is the source of this 2349-nucleotide messenger RNA. RefSeq lists its product as uncharacterized. Gene Ontology annotation, molecular function: catalytic activity. The transcript is spliced from 3 exons. The record is from RefSeq and is a predicted model, not a curated record. Lineage: Eukaryota; Metazoa; Ctenophora; Tentaculata; Lobata; Bolinopsidae. The coding region runs from base 1 to 2034 and encodes 677 amino acids.